Messenger RNA from Chenopodium quinoa (quinoa), 1923 nucleotides. Its product is annotated as CD2 antigen cytoplasmic tail-binding protein 2 homolog. The coding region runs from base 104 to 1246 and encodes 380 amino acids. The transcript is spliced from 10 exons. Gene Ontology annotation, cellular component: U5 snRNP. NCBI's taxonomy places the organism in Eukaryota, Viridiplantae, Streptophyta, Magnoliopsida, Caryophyllales, Amaranthaceae. The record is from RefSeq and is a predicted model, not a curated record.
UAAUUAAAGCAUUAAUACCGCCUUAGUGAAAAACCUUUUUAGUUUUUAGGGAGAGAAAGCAGAGAGUUCGACUGCCAACUGCGAAAACAGCACAAAAAUCGCCAUGGAAGGACCUUCAUCAUCCUCUCGCAAGCGCCCUUUCAUUGACGAAGAUGACGAUUCCAAAAACAACAAUCAAAAGAGAGUUAGAUUUCCGAAGAAGAAGAAGCUAAAGGGAGAAGCAGCACCUGAGCCGGUGGCUCCAGCGGAGGCUGAAGUAGCUGGACCGGUUGAUCUUUCGGACCCUCGUGUCGCUGCGAAAGAGCGGGCGAAACGCCGUGUUCAUUUGACUACUCAGCUUUUUACUGAAGAUGGUGAGGUUGAAGUGGCUCAAAUUUCUGCUGCUGAAGUUCAAUAUCAGGAAAAUGAAUCUUUUGUCGAUGACGGUAUCCAAUUUGAGCCUUUUAAUUUGGAAAAAGAAAGAGAAGAAGGUUACUUUGAUGAAGCGGGGAACUUUGUGGAAUAUGUACCUGAAAAGGAAGAGAAGGAUGCAUGGCUUGAUAGCCUUGAAGUAGACCCAAAGCUCGCCAAUAGAAUUUCCACUAUUCCUAAUAAUGAUGAUGAAGAGCAGGAGAUGACUUCUGAUGAUAUAGGAAAGAUAAAGCGCCGUAUAGCUGAUGUUCUUGAGCCCGGUGAAACGGUUUUACAAGCACUGAAGAGACUGAAAGGUACAACUGACAAGAGAGUAAAGAUGUCCAUAGAAACGAAGCGUGUUUUUGACCAGCUUACUGAAGAUGCCAUGCGGCUGAUGGAAAAUGGGGACUACAAUGUUUAUCAUGAAGAGCGAGAGGUUUUCGUACGCGAGGCAGAAGGAUAUGAGGCCCUUGCUCGAGCAAGAAAUAAUGUUGUGUCAGGAACUGGAGGAACUGAGGAUGAUGCACUUGACAUGUUUGCUGAUGAAGAUGAUGACGUGGCUGCAAAUUCUGAGCAGAAUAAUGACACCUCUGUGCCUAGCGUGGACACAAGUACUCAGAUGGCAGUGGAAAACGGAAACCAGGAUUCAGAAAGUUCUUGGGCUGGGCAAAGUGAUUAUGUGUACGACGAAACAUCAGGAUACUAUUACAGUAGCAGCCUAGGAUACUACUAUGAUCCCUCUACUGGAUUGUUUUGCUCUGCAUCAUCAGGACAAUGGUACAAAUACAAUGAGGCUACUGGCACUUAUGAUGAAAUCCAACCUGAGACUGAAGCACCAUCAAAUGCUAGCUAAUGACUUCAAUUUUGCUUUGUUGGUUGGGAACUACAGUCCGUAGUUAAGCAGCACAUCACAGCUUGAAGUUAAUUGUAGCUGUACAGGUACGUGUACAAAUUAAAUACCUGUCUUAUACGAGGAAGUUAAACCAAAGCAUAAGAUACAAGCUGGUUAUGUUGAUGAGGUUUUCUGGUUUAUUUUACGUGAAAUAGAGUUGAGUAGGAGAUUAAUGCGCAUUUCUUUACAAAAUGUAAAUUUUUGCUCUUAAACCCUGAUAAUAAUUUUUUCAAGCACCACUUUUCCUCUGCACUAUGGACUUCAUCACCAGAUUAGCUAGCAUCUCUUUAUUCAGUUUCUGAAGGACUAUUAGUCGACAAACAAGAGCUUCUAGUUUCUGCAACAAGUGAAUACUUUUUAUGCUGAAAAGGAUUGAUGGUCUUGAGCAGGCAAGGCAUAAGUGCAUCUUUGGCUGUAUAAAGAACAUAAAGUAUGUAUGUAGGUUAGUCACACAUAUUUUCUGAUCAUGAAAAACCUUGGCAAAGUAAUUUCAUUAAGAUGUACUCGUAGAAAUUUGGAUAGCCGUAUGAUGGAUUUGCAACACCUUAUCUUGGGAUGCCAACAUGGUGAUUGGAAUCAUUUCUUGUUUCUGACUACCAUAGCAAUAAAAUUCUAAAACAACCAUAUCAUUGAACUAA